Molecule: messenger RNA, 1544 nt
Organism: Sceloporus undulatus (fence lizard)
Lineage: Eukaryota; Metazoa; Chordata; Lepidosauria; Squamata; Phrynosomatidae
Product: CAP-Gly domain-containing linker protein 2-like
Exons: 4
Coding region: 729-1544 (271 amino acids)
Biological process (GO): cytoplasmic microtubule organization
Cellular component (GO): nucleus; cytoplasm; microtubule plus-end
Molecular function (GO): microtubule plus-end binding
Source: RefSeq, a predicted model, not a curated record
CAUUCUCAAGAGGACUUUUUCUUGCUAAGCCAGAUAUAGGGUUGUGUGUUGCUUGUAGCAAUUCCCCUGUUCCCUGACCUGUAGGACAAUUGUGUGCCAAAAGAUGCAUUGUUGCACUUACUCUACACUAGUAGAGGUGCACUUAGAAUAUCUUGGGAGAGUUUCAUGUACCUAUAGGAAAGAUGUGCAAUGUGUGGAGAAGCUUUAGAGUACCCUUCCCCAACUCCCGAUGAUAUUAGAUUCCAACUCCUGUACUGUCAAUUACCAGGAAAGCUGGGAUUUGUAAUCCAGCAAAGUUUGUCCACCAUAUGAAAGACCUGAUGAAUGGAAAUGCAAGAACUGACUUUGUGUAUGUAUUUGUGUGUGUGUGUGUGUGUGUAUUUUAGCUGACCACUGUUGCAGAGAAGUCAAGAAUUCGUCAGCUUGAGGAAGAGUUGUCCUUAACACGAACAGAGGUGGAGGACCUGAGACAGUGUUUGAAGGCCUCCAAUCAGCCAGAGUCUCCAGACCACAGCCUUGGCCUGCAAACCGAAGCCCUCCGUCUGCGGGAUCGGCUGCUUUCGGCCAACAAGGAGCACCAGCAAGAAAGCAUCCAGCUGAAGGAGAAGCAUGAGAGGACCCUGAAGAAGCAUCAGCAAGAGAUUGAGAAGUUGAAAGCUCUCAAUGACAAAUACUCCCAAGAAAUUGUGGACCUUAAGCAUAAAGUCCAGCAGGCCACCAAUGAGAAUAUGGGUCUAAUGGACAACUGGAAGUCCAAGCUGGACACGUUGGCAUCCGAUCAUCAAAAGUCACUAGAAGACCUCAAGGCUACCUUGAACACGGGGCCUGAUACCCAGCACAAGGAGAUUGUGGAGCUGAAAGCUGUGGUGGAGAGCAUCAAGAUGGAGCACCAGCUGGAGCUAGAAAACCUGAAAGCCAAGCAUGACAUUGAAAUGGCCGUCCACGUGAAAGAGAAGGAAAGCCUGAAGUUGAAGCUGCAAGAAGCCAAGGAUGAGGUGGAAGAAAACAACAACAACUGGAAGACGCAGCUGGAAACCAAGACCAACCAACACCUCGUUGAAAUCCAGGCUCUCAAAGACAAGUGCCGAGAUGCAGAUCUCCGUGUGCAUGAGCUGGAGAAGCUGCAUAGUGACUACAAAGAUCAGGCACAAGCCAUUGCUUUUUUGAAAGAGCAGGUAUCUCUGGCUGAGAAAAAGAUGCUGGACUAUGAGACGCAGAAACCAGAGAGCCAGAGUAAACAAGAGAUCCAGCGGUUGCAAGAAACAAUUCUGGUGUUAGAGAACAAGUUGCAGUCUAUGGAGCCACUUCAUCCUUCUCAGCAUGCCAAUAUGAUUGAAACAAAUGACAUUUCAGAAGAAAAGAUCAAAAUGAAGCAGACCAUGGAAGAUCUUCAGGACAAGCUGAGUAAAAAGGACAAAGAGGUCUCGUCCCUGGUCUCCCAGACCGACACGCUAAGGACUCAAGUAAGUGAGAUUCCCAACUUUAUGUCCUCCCAGGUAAUUUUGGACUUCAACUCCCAGAAGCCCUCUGCCAAACGUGGCUAA